AUGUCCGCCAUCCUUUCAAUCGACACGCUCAACGACUUCAUCUCCCCAGGCGUAGCAUGUAUCAAGCCCAACGAAUAUGAAAUCUCCUUCAACACCGACGCGCCCCCUCCCUCAUCCAACAACAACAACCUCCCACCCGCGCAGAUCUCUCUCACUGACUGCCUCGCCUGCUCCGGCUGCGUCACUUCUGCCGAGGCCGUGCUCGUGUCCCUGCAGUCCCACACUGAAGUCCUGUCGGAGCUGGACUCUGCGCCAGCCCUACGCCUCAUCUCCUCCCCGACUGGCCUUGUCAUCGAGAAUCCCGAGGACCCAGGCAGGAUCUAUGUCGCAAGCGUGAGUCCGCAGACGCGGGCCAGCAUUGCGGCGACAUUCAAGGUUACAGAGAGGGAGGCCGGAUAUAUGAUUGAGCAGCUGCUUAGUGGGCCACGGGGGGUUAAGGGGAGGGCAGUCUACAGGAAUGCGUUUCAGUGGGUGGUUGAUACGAACGUAGCUCGGGAUGCGUGUUUGGUGUUGGGUGCGGACGAGGUCAUGCACUCGUUACUCGCCGGAAAAGGAACAACGAAUGGUUUGGGACAGGGAGAUGCGCAGAACCAGCCCCAGAAGCCGAUACUGUCGUCUUCGUGUCCGGGGUGGGUAUGCUACGCGGAGAAGACACAUCCGCAUAUCUUACCGCAUUUGUCACGUCUGAAGUCACCGCAGGCACUCAUGGGAACAUUGCUGAAGACGACACUGAGCAAGAAACUUGGUAUUUCGCCAGAUAGGAUUUGGCAUGUGGCUAUCAUGCCAUGCUUUGAUAAAAAGUUGGAGGCUAGUCGCGAGGAACUCACUGACGCCGUGUGGGAGGGAACUGGGACCAGAGGAGUGAGAGACGUGGACAGUGUUAUUACGAGUAAGGAGUUACUCAUGUUGGCCGAAUCGAGAAGGGUAGAUUUUGCGAAGUUGCCUAGGGCGCCUUUGCCUUCCAGGAUACCGUUCCCUGAUCUUAAGCUUGAUGCUUUUCUUUUCCCACCCGUCAGACGGCGGAAGAACAAUGUCCCAGCUGCUGGCACUUCGGGAGGUAACCUUUACUAUGUUCUGCAGUACUUUGCUUCUCAGCAUGAGGGCGCCACUAUCCAGACAACUCGUGGCCGUAACGCAGAUGUUCUGGAAUACUCGGUCACCUCAUCGGCAGGCGAGACCUUAUUCAAAGCUGCUCGCUACUAUGGAUUCCGCAACAUCCAGAAUCUCGUCCGCAAGUUAAAGCCUGCGAGACCAUCUCGGAUGCCAGGCGGUAAACCUAUUGGAAGUGCCAGAAAGCCUGUUGGUAAGGCCAGCGGUCCAGAAUUCUCUUAUGUCGAAGUAAUGGCCUGUCCAGGAGGCUGUACCAACGGUGGGGGUCAAAUAAAGGUCGACGAUCCCAUAAUAUCUGGCGUUGAGAUUAGCGAGAUUAGGCCAGGUCCUCAAGAGCAGAAGGAAUGGCUGGCGCAAGUCGACGAGGCCUAUUUUUCCGGAGAAGAUGACGAAAGCUGUUUGGAGAGUCGUAAUGAUUUGGUAGACGGUAUUUCGCCGUCCUACAUAAAAGAUACCCUUGCCCAUUGGGCAUCUACAACCGGCCUAGAUCUGGGGCGGUUGGUAUACACGAGCUACCGGGAGGUGGUCUCAGACGUCGGCAAGAAGAUUGGCGACGCGGAGCAGAUCAUAGAGAUCGCGGGCAAGCUGGGUGGCGGUUGGUAA
Messenger RNA from Drepanopeziza brunnea f. sp. 'multigermtubi' MB_m1, 1713 nucleotides. The record is from RefSeq and is a predicted model, not a curated record. Lineage: Eukaryota; Fungi; Ascomycota; Leotiomycetes; Helotiales; Drepanopezizaceae.